UGACUUACGAUUACGGCUUCACAUGUCGCCUGAUUAACCUGUUUCAACUCUUUGCGUUUUAGCUAUUUUUUUGCUCUUAUUUCAUUUAUUUAUUUUUUAUAUUUCUUAAACAACAAUGCCUGUAGGAAAUUUCAACACUUCGGCGAUGAAGUCGAAAAAGAAAGAAGAUACUUUCCAGAAGGUCUAAGUCAAGUCUAAUAACUUCAAAGUCUAGUCAUUUCAUACUACUAUUCAUAGUCAUAGUCAUCAUAUCAUCAUAGUAAUAGUCAAAGUGUUUAAACAGUAGACUAUAAAUUAUAAUGUAUGCUUAAUUAUUUCUAAUUUCUAUUUUGAAUUAUUAUUUUUGGCCAAUUCAAGCCAUGGCCAUGAUAUAUUUUAAGUUCACAUCAUCAUCAAGCAAUGUCAAUAUGCUUUUAAAUGUAGUAUAAUAUUUCUUGCUUCCAUCAUCCUAUCAGUACUUUCACACAGUAGUAUGUAUUUAUUUUAUGAUUUGAUUGAAUAAAGCAGUGUUUCUUGUGUCUUACUCUGCUCUAUACUUUAUACAUUUGGUAUUGUCAUUGUAGAAGUUGCCAGAAAUUUAAUUGAGUCAAUUACAAAAUAUAGGCACCUUAGUCCUUAGACCUAAAGUAGACCUACUCCUUCUCUGGGUUUAACUUUAUAGUUUGCCUUGUAGGGUUGUUUUAGAUGGGUUACCAUGCAAGUGCAAGGCUAACAAGUCCCAUCCACUUCAGGUGAUGAUGUUGUUUUUGCUUGUCUGGGUUUUGCUGGUGAUUAGAAUCCAAUCCAAAAGUUUAGAAUGACUCAUUUUGAAUUCAAAUCUUAACAGUCACAGAAUCCUGGUCUUGCCAUUUGACUUUGAUCAAAUAUGAAUGGACGAGAAAGUAAAGCUGAUGAAUUACGCUCCUCUCUGUCAAUUUAAACAAGAUACAGCGCAAAUCAAUGCAACUACUCACACUCACAUUCUAGCCUUGAUCUUCUUCACAAGCAAAGAAUGAAUAUAAAUAAAUAUCACACACCAUAGAUGCCAACUAAAAGAAAUAGAAUUUAGAAGUUAACUUAGGUCAAAUUUACAUGGACUGUCUGUAUAUUUACAGAUGAAUGGCAACCCUUGCAGACACCUCUCUUCAUUACUUAAAAAUCACACAUUUUUUAGUACAAACUCCCUUUUUUUUUUUCACUCUUCUUUCACCCCUCUCCACUUUUCUUUUUCAACCUGGUCCUGUGCAUUCCUUACUAUUUUUAAUUCAAUAUUACAGAAUUUUACAUCUAUGUAAGUUAAUAAAAAAAACUGGAUAAAAUAUAAAGGGUAAAAUCUUAUUCUUUUAGGACUCUGGUAAAAAAAAAAUGGUGUGAGGGUUGGGGCGUAAUAUUGAUAAGCAAAUCUUUAAUUGACAACUUUUGAUAGAAUUUUCAAAUGAACAGUUGUGCGUUUGGUGUAAUUAUGGGUCAGCAGAGCAAAAUUAUGAACAAUGAAUUCAUGUUUUAUAUAUUUAAAGGUUUUGGAGAUAAAACAGCGCCAACAGAACUGGUUAAGACAAAGAGAUCAAAGCCAGAAGGAUGAUUCAAGUGAGGAAACAGUUAACCUUUAACUUUAAAAAUAAUUGAUUAUGUAGGGGCCUAUAUCAGUUUUUUUUUAAAUCUUGCAUUUGUUUUAGUCAACAGUCUUAUCUUGUUAUAGACACUAUUGACUAUUCAGAAUAGAGUUUCAACGCCAUACCAAAGAUCAUAAUAAUUUUAUAAAGUGUCAAAAUUAGGCUAACAUAUUACUGAGUAAUAUCCAGGCUCACCAUGUGGUACAAGAUCAAAAAUGGGCUGGUGUACUGCUCAGGCAUCAAACAGAAACUCGUUCAUCUUCCCCCUAGACAGCGACAAGGCCACGACAGACAGUUCCGACUGGUAAAAACAAGAACAAAGUACAGGAGCUCCUCAUUCCUGCCGAAGACAAUAGGGGACUGGAAUAAGCUUCCAAAAGCAACAGUUGAAAAAGCCUUGCAGUAUCUGCUGCAGGGUGAUUGAAAUCAUCUGGUUAUCUGCAAUAAUCGUCUCUGGCCCGUUCUUUAAUCUCCUGGCUCUUUGUCAUUAGUCAGCAUUUGUUUGCUCCCUUUAGUUAAUCAGAUUAUUAACCACUCUCACUAAUUCUAGCAAUCAAAACAAUAUUUCAUUGGGGUUUUCUUUAAAGAAUUAAAUAUAUAUUAUUUUUUUAAAACUUUUUUUCCAAAUGAUAUUGACCAUCGCCCGAAGAUAAUUCCAGCACCUCCACAAACCUACACAGCUUUUUAGUGCUUGCCUUUAAAAGCAUUGUUAAUUUAAACUAUUCCAAAUAAAUAAAUUAUUUCACAGAGCCUAAAUCACAGCAGCCUGUUUCAAGCAAGACAACACACUCUAAUAUUAAACCAAGUGAAAUACAAGCUUCAAAGACUAAAGCAUCUGGACCAGUUGAUCUAAAGUCCAAAGCUAAUGUGAAUAUUUUAACUUAAAUUAAUUUAAAAAGCUUUCAUUGUUAAAGUCUUUUUUUUUUUACUUAAGGACUGCAUAUUAUUUUGUAUUAUGCUCAAACAUUUCUAAUUGUCUCUUUCUAAAUAGAUGAUUAUUCAAUUACAGGUGAGAGACAAAUUUAAUCACUGGAUAAAUGUUAGAAAUAAUUUUGUAAAGGAUGAAGAAUCUGAUUUAAAUGACAAUAACAGCAUCUGUAGUGGGGCUGAGAGUGAAUUAGAACGACUCGUUUCCCCUGAACUUGAUCCAUUUCGUCUACCUACCGAAGAGCAAGAUUUUACUCUACUGGCUGACCAGAUUGCAAAAAGAGUAAAAGAUGAUCUGGGUUUUUCUCAUUUGACAAAAGACUUAUCUGAAUCAGUAUCUUCUGGAGCGUCAACAUCCAUUCCUCUAAAUGAGAGUAGAAGGGAAUCAUUACGUUGUCUGACUUUUACACAAGACAGCCCAACUUUUGGUCUGACAAGUCACAGUUGUUCUGUGUGUAAGAAUUUGAUGGUAUGUUUAUUGUAUUAUUUGUCCUGGCAUGUUUUCUAAUAAGAUCUAUUGCAUUUUCAACUUUUUAAAGGAAUUUUUAUGUUUAAUUCAUGCAAAAAUAAAUAGUUCAAAACAUGUCUAUUUUUUACCACCUUUAUUUGAUUUUAAAUCUACAAAACUUUGUGCAUAUUAUAUGACAGACUCAUAGCUGAAACAGUGCUGACAUUACCUAGUCAAUUAGUAGUAUUAUUAUUUAAAUGGUUUUAACAAAAAUAUAAAUUAAAGAUUUAUAGCUUCAUAAUUAUUAUUUUAUGUCAUAUGUUAGAAAUUUAUAUAGGCCACUAAAGAAAGUAGAUAUACCAGGGAUUUAGUAUAAGACUGCAACUUUUCAUUAUGCAUCUUAGUAGUUCAGUAAACUAAGAAGAACUGCUAUUAACUGAUCCAGAGUAACUUUUUCCAUUUUUAGCUUUCAUCUAAAAAUAUACCAAUGAUGGUGAUCCCUUGCGGCCACACACUGUGCAAAGCCUGUUCACAGGGGAGACAAACCUGCACUUCCUGCGACUGUCCUGUUGUAUCUCUAACAGUGAACAUAAUGUUGCAACAAGUGAUUCAGGAAUAUCAUGCUAAGACACACCUUUCUACUAGUAAUGGCUAUCCAACCCAGACCAAUUCUAUGGAUGGAACUAAAAGUUAUUCUUCCUCUAAAUAUGUUGAUGGUGAGAAUUCUAUUCUUAAAUUAACAUAUUUUACCAUACUCUGAUCAAAUAUAUAAUUGCUGGAGAUAAGCUUAACACUAAUUAUUACUCUUUACACCUAUUUUAAGAUAUACCACUCUUUGCAGAUAACAAGCCAUAUCAUAUGCAGCUGUCAAAUCUUCAAACAAGACAUGAUAUUUUGUCAACUGAACACACAUCAUUGCUUACUAAGCAAAGGCAAGUGUUACAUCGCCUAAGGCAGGAAUGUACACAGGUGCAGAACAUAAAAAGACAAGAAGAUGAACUUGAAAAGACAGUAGCAGAGUUACAAGACAGGUUAAAAUCACUGAAGUCACACAGGUUUGUAUUGAUCUCCUAACAAACAUUACCGUAAACAUCCCAAAAUGUAAAUAAAGUUGCCUUGAUUGACGAGUCAAAAAUUAAAGUUAUUAAAUAAAUACACAAAUUCAGAUAUAUUAACAGAUGUAAUAAACUGCAUUGGACUUAAAAGCUCCUUUAUCAUAAUUUACACACAUAACUGUUUAAUGAAUUGAAGUUUAUUUUAACCAAAAUCAAUUGUUUUUUUUUUGUCUAAAUGAGAUCUCAUUGUUUUAAAUCAAACUUGUGGCACAGAAAAAUUUAUUUUUUUAUCAUUAAACUCAAAUCCACACUAAAAUAGUCUCCACCAUAAAAUAGGUUUUGCACAUUUGUUCUGGUGUUCACUAUUAUAAAUAUGUCAAACCUAGAGCUACUUAUGUAUAGAAUAGUCUUUGAGUUACAACAAUUUUACAUACUAGAUAUCAAUAUGACAGUAAAGUUUUGGAGCUAC
This is a messenger RNA of Lymnaea stagnalis (great pond snail), 4491 nucleotides long. The record is from the annotation of a GenBank genome assembly. Lineage: Eukaryota; Metazoa; Mollusca; Gastropoda; Lymnaeidae.